Messenger RNA from Trematosphaeria pertusa, 882 nucleotides. RefSeq lists its product as uncharacterized. The transcript has a single exon. NCBI's taxonomy places the organism in Eukaryota, Fungi, Ascomycota, Dothideomycetes, Pleosporales, Trematosphaeriaceae. The coding region runs from base 1 to 882 and encodes 293 amino acids. The record is from RefSeq and is a predicted model, not a curated record.
AUGGCCGUGCAAACUGGCUGGCGGCGAUGGGUGAUGGCUGCUUGCUGGACCACGGCGCCCGUCGAUGGAGGCGUUGGAGGGGUGGGAGGUGUGCACGGGCUCGGCGGAUCUUGGGCGAUGAGGGACUUUUUGGGUGCAGCAGGGCGGGAACGAAGAAGCAAAACCGACGAAGAUCUGGGGAAGAAUUUGAAGCUAAACUCGAUGCGCGUGGAUAGAGCAGAAAGUUACUGUAGCUGGGCGCCCAUGGUUCGCGCUCUGGGGAAGCGCCGGCUGGACCUGCUGCGAGCCCUGGAGCAAGGGCAGCAUCAUCAUGCAGAAGAGAGUCUCUUAUCGCGGCUGUGGAAUAAUCGGGGAUCCGUGCGGCGCCGGCAGAACCAUUGCACGCCGUCCGCAUCAGGCCAUGGCCGCUGGGACGUCACCGUCACGACGGCGGACACACCUGGGCAAUACAGUAGCGUUCGUCCAGCAGCGCCUAAGCAAUCAAUCGCUCGGCUGGUGCGCGAAGCAAUCACACGAGACGGCCGCACCCACCCACCACCGCGCCUGCGGUCAUGCUGUUGCUGCAGCGAAGAAAUCGUCGUCCCGCUCAGCUCGAUGCAGGAGCAUGCGCUGCUCGCACCACCCUCUCCGCCGACGCCACACGGCGGCCAGCGCAAACUUGUUGAGUUCGUUGACGAGCCCUGUGGGAAGGCGCAGGACGGCGGCGGCGCGCGCGCGGCCAAUGACGAGCGCGCCCGGACCCACCGCGGCCGCGCGCUAGCCGCAUCCGGCAUGGCCGAUGCUGUGCAACUCAGGCGAUGGCGUCGCGGAGAUAGUGCGCUCGGGCCCCCGUUCGCCUGCACGGACAGACAGAGGCAGAUCCCCAAGCACCUCUCCGAAUGA